AAAAUUAAUGUCAUUGAAAUGUCAUGAUCGUCAAAAGAUUUUGAGCAUAGAGCAAAAUGCGGGCCUAACAAAAGAAUAAAAGAUUUUUACAUAGCUCUGAUUUAUCACUUGAAACAAUCACCCCAGAGGGACAUGAAAACAUUUACUUACCAAUGGAUAUUCAAACUCCGACUUAAGCAGAUGGUUUAAGUUAUGAGGAUGAAUAGGCUCUUAGGAUGCACGGUGCUUAAAUUUGUUUCCAAGCCUGCAAUCACUUAAAAUUACCAUUAACAACAGCCAUUACAAGCUUAGUAAUAUUUCAUAGAUUUUUUGCUAAGAAUUCUUUCGUGGAUUUUGAUUACCGCGAAAUUUCAAUGGCUUCAUUGUAUUUGGCAGGCAAGGUUGAAGAAACAUUACUGAAAACAUGGUAUAUAGCAGGUGCAUUUAGCUCUGUGUUUCAAAAACAAAAAUAAGCUCCAUUGGACAUCAUAAUUAAAUAAGAAAAACUAAUUCUUAAGGAACUCGGAUUUGAAUUAUUUAAAGUUUCAGAUCAUCCGCAUAAGUUCAUAGAAUCAUUUUAUCAUUUUAUUAAGGUCGAUAAGCAGGUAGCUCAAAAAGCUUGGUAUUACUUGAACGAUUCAUACAUGACUGAUUUAUGCGUACAUUUUCCACCUUAAGUUAUUGCAGCAGGAGCUUUGUAUUUAGCAUUGAGGGUCUGUAAUCAUCCCAUGCCCACUUAACCAUGGUGGAUUCUAUUAGAAGCUACUUUGGCAUAAAUAGAGUAAGUAGCUGCCACCAUAUAUAAUAUUUAUGAAUUCGAAAAGAUGGAUUUUAGACAAGCAAGAAGAAUCUUAGCAAAAGCCAAUAGAGUAGCUUAUGUAAUUUAACAUAGCGAAAUCUAUGGCAUGCCUGAAAAGAUUGAAAGACCUUUAGAAACAAAAAAAUAGAAUUCUAUUUAACCAUCCUAAUAGUAAUCUUAAUAGCCUUAAUUAUAAAUUCAAUAAGAGCAAACCCAAAAUAAUAAAGAUAAAUAAGAGCCAUCACCUAAUAACAAAGAAAAAAAAAGUAUUAAAAAAAAAAGCAAGGAUAAAAAAAAUAAAUCUGAAAAGAAGAAAAACAAGGAUAAGGAUAAAGAGAAAGAAAAGAAAAAAGAAGAUAAAAAAAAGAAAAAAAGUCGAUUCCAGAAGCAAAUCUAAUUGAUAAAAAAUUAUCAAAAAAGUAAAAAAAGAAAGAAAAAGGAGAAAGAAAAAGAAAGAGAGAGAGAAAGGGAGAGAGAGAGAGAAAGAGAUAAAGAAAGAGAGAAAGAAAAUGAGAAAGAGAAAGAUAAAGAAAUAAAAGAAAACAAUAAAGAGAAAGAUAUCUAAAAAAAUGAUUAAGAGAAACCAUCAGUAGAUCAAAAUUCAAAAAAAGAUUAAGAUCAAUAAUUAGAUAGAGGUAUGAUUAAAUCCAAUAUGGAGAUUGAGAAUGAAAUUGAACAAACUAAAAUCAACAACAAUAACUAGUAAUAAAAUUAAAAAGGUAACGAAUAAAUUAGAGAUGACAAUAUCCACCAAAAUUCACUGGCAAAUCAGGAGUCUUAGUUUUAGGCAUAACAAACUAAUCAAGAUGAUUAGUAGCAAAAUAUUGUACCUAUAGAUGACUAAUCGAAAGUGUAAUUGCCUUUAUAGAGUAAAUAGGAUUUCAUUGCUCAAAUGAAAGCUUUACUAAAAACCUAAUAACUACAGAAAAUUGAUGAUGUUGAAAAGAAGGAUAAAGAAGUUGAGAUCAAUUAAAUAGAAAAACAAUCUCCAAACGAAUAGGAUUCAGAGGAGGAUCAAUAACUUAAUGCAAUUAAAUUAAAAAGUAAAUUUAUUUUUUAAUGA
Paramecium tetraurelia is the source of this 1841-nucleotide messenger RNA. RefSeq lists its product as uncharacterized. NCBI's taxonomy places the organism in Eukaryota, Ciliophora, Oligohymenophorea, Peniculida, Parameciidae. Gene Ontology annotation, cellular component: nucleus. Gene Ontology annotation, molecular function: cyclin-dependent protein serine/threonine kinase regulator activity. Gene Ontology annotation, biological process: regulation of transcription by RNA polymerase II. The record is from RefSeq and is a predicted model, not a curated record. The transcript is spliced from 5 exons.